AUGAUGCCUUCAGGUGACGGCAGCUUUCCUGGGACGGAAAUCGACGACCCCUUCCAGGAGUCGCAGCAGAUGCAUGAACAGUUGGUACACCAACCUCAGCAUCCGUUGUCACAACCGGAGGCACCACAACAGGCAAAAGAGCAGCCGCAACCUGUUGCAGUGGUUGAUAGUACCCCGCCCCCGGCGCCGAAGCUCAACAUUCCCACACUGGCAAAGUUUACUGUUGAGUCCGCCGUUCUUGGUGCUGGUAUGAUUCGACCCAUUACCUUCUUUCCUAUUGUCACUACAGUUAGACCUGGGGACUCGUCGGCGUACUCCGUGCCGGACGUGCCGGUCGCGCCUCACAUGGGUGGUACCGACAUCGGCAUCGGACGGAACACGUGGGAGCCCUCGUCUACCGCACAGCUCGAUCGACGUUACAGCGAAUUGGUGGAGUUUCGCACCUUGUUGGCCUAUCAGUUCCCCACAAUGAUCAUCCCGCCGCUUCCUCCCAAGUCCAAGUUUGAUGACUUUGGAACGUUCAUCACAAAGGAGAAUAUUCUUCUGGCCCAGCAACACACUAUUGCACGUUUCCUGCGUGAGAUUGCCAUUUUACCCGAGGUCGUGUACUUCUCAACGUACACCCCCAACUUCUUCCAGCUUCCACGCGAGGCCUUUGAGGACUGGGUCGAGAAAAUGCGUGUACUCCUCGAGGAUUUCCGUGUACGCAAUGCUCCUAUCGUUGCCCACAGCAAGCGUAAGGGAGGCAUACUGGGGUCCGAGCGUGUGUCGACAAUAACAGGAUCAUCCACGAAGGCCGUGCGUAGUAUCGUGAAGAUGUUCGGAUCGUGGGUAAAGGGUGGAAAGGGCUCACAAGCAGAAGCACCGCCGCCGGAACCAGCUCCCAAGAAAACAGCUGAACUCCCGAAAGCAGUGCCAUUCGCUAAUGGUUCGCCCAGUGAAUACCCCAAGUCUUCUGGAGAUACCGCGAACGUUGUGGGAUAUUUGGCGUAUUGGGGUGAUGUGAGUCACUACCUUACUACCUACCGUGAUGCCCUGUCGGCGGCUGCGCCUCCGUAUUUUACCUACAUGAAGAAUUCAAUGGAUAACAUCACGGCGCUAAAGGAUGUUGCCGAUGCACUUAAAGCGUACUCGGACGUUCUCCACGCCUCUCCCGCGGGUGGUGAACUUUCAUGUGCGGCAGAUCAAUCAUCAGAGUUGUGUUCCAACACGGCACUUGCAAUUGAAAAGCAACAGUCGCGUAACAAGCGCGAGGUUUACGAGAGGAUUCUAUUUGAAGUGACUUAUCUCGACGCGGCUAUUGAGGCGGUGGACUACGUCCAAUGCCUAUGGAUACACAGCAACGAAGUUGGUGGGGGAUCUGACAAUGCCUUCACGGCGUACGCGAAGGAUGUGAGUGAUAGACUUCAUGCUUACUAUGAGGAAAGGUUUCUAACUAAUUUCAGGCUGCGCAUGGUGAACGUCAUGGGGCGCAUGGCCAGCUACGGUCAGCAAUACGCCCAAGAAAUGGAAAGUUGCAUGGUCCAAAGUGCUUUCUUGAGGACCACCCAAGACCCGAAGUACUUGGCAUACACCGCUGAUGAGUGA
This is a messenger RNA of Trypanosoma brucei brucei TREU927, 1587 nucleotides long. RefSeq lists its product as hypothetical. The transcript has a single exon. Lineage: Eukaryota; Euglenozoa; Kinetoplastea; Trypanosomatida; Trypanosomatidae. The record is from RefSeq and is a predicted model, not a curated record. Gene Ontology annotation, molecular function: phosphatidylinositol binding. Bases 1 to 1587 code for a protein of 528 amino acids.